GGGGUGGGGGAGAGGCGUCAUUCCUGGAACCCUCGGACUUCCUUUCUGCCGGUCUGGGUCAUCUGUCUGCCCACCCGUCGCUGGCCCCAGGCUCGCUCUCUGGCCCCAGCCCUCUCUCCCUCUCUCAGCAGCUGUCUCUUUCGUGCCCGCUGGCCUGUCUGUCCUUCCCCGCAGUCGCCUCCUUCUCCGCCUGCCUGGGUGGCCGCCAUGGGCCGGAAGCGGCUCAUCACUGACUCCUACCCAGUAGUGAAGAGGAGGGAGGGCCCCGCUGGGCACAGCAAGGGGGAGCUGGCACUGAAGCUAGAGGAAGAGCCCGAGCCCCCGCCCCCGAGCGUGGAUGAAGCGGAGCUGGAGCUGCUGAGGCAGUUUGACCUGGCCUGGCAGUAUGGGCCCUGCACAGGGAUCACACGGCUGCAGCGCUGGCAUCGGGCAGAGCAGAUGGGCCUGGCGCCACCGCCAGAAGUGCGCCAGGUGCUGCAGACUCACCCCGGGGAUCCCCGCUUCCAGUGCAGCCUCUGGCACUUCUACCCCCUUUGAAGCAUCACCUAAGACCUCUGCCUGCUACUUGAGAACCUCAGGACGUAAGCCAGUGCCAGUUGCUGCCCCUUGGCUCAGCUCUGCUGUGAAGUUUGGCAGGAAGAGUCUCAGAGGAAAGGAAAGAGGCUGAAUCUGGAGAGCUCUGCCACUCAGCCCUGCAUCUCCCCGGCAGGCUCCUGGGGCCCCUGCUGAGAACGACACAGCCAGAGCCAAGCACCUCCUACGUGGAGAGUGGUCUCUGAGGCCAAGGACCUGGCCAUGACCCUUCCGAAGGCUGCCACACGCCUGACCCGAACACCGUGGUUCUUGGGAUGAUGUGGCAAAUUAGGCACAGCUUUGGGCAGAACCAGACUCAGGCAGAAGGCAGAUGAUCUAAGAGGCAAAGUUUAGGCACUCCCCGCUCCAGGCUGGGAGUCUGAGGGCAGAACUGGUUGAGCUCACGGGGCAAGGGGGUCGCUAAUGCUUAUCAAUAAAGAACUCUGAGCCUGGAA
Messenger RNA from Phacochoerus africanus (Common warthog), 1028 nucleotides. RefSeq names its product DNA polymerase delta 4, accessory subunit (gene POLD4). Gene Ontology annotation, cellular component: delta DNA polymerase complex. The transcript has 4 exons. Lineage: Eukaryota; Metazoa; Chordata; Mammalia; Artiodactyla; Suidae. Gene Ontology annotation, biological process: DNA synthesis involved in DNA repair; DNA-templated DNA replication. Gene Ontology annotation, molecular function: DNA-directed DNA polymerase activity. The record is from RefSeq and is a predicted model, not a curated record. Bases 208 to 537 code for a protein of 109 amino acids.